AUGCUUCAUCGUAACGCUGCGUGUUUUGUCCCUGUCAGGUACUUUCCGUUCGGGAUCAUCUUCCUGGUGGCGGGGAAGAUCCUGGACAUGCAGGACCCGAGCACGCUGGGGAAGAAGCUGGGCUGGUACGGCAUCACCGUGCUCGCCGGCCUCUUCGUCCACGGCCUCAUCCUCCUCCCUCUCUUCUACUUCGUUCUCACCAGGAAGAACCCCUUCUCCUACAUCCGCGGGCUGCUGCAGGCCAUGGUGAUCGCCCUCGCCACUUCCUCCAGCUCUGCCACGCUGCCCAUCACCAUGAAGUGUCUGUUGGAAAACUGUCACGUUGACCGACAGAUUGCUCGCUUCGUCCUCCCUGUGGGCGCCACCAUCAACAUGGACGGCACGGCGCUGUACGAGGCUGUGGCGGCCAUCUUUAUCGCUCAGGUUAACGACUAUGAGCUGGACUUUGGCCAGUUGAUCACCAUCAGCAUCACAGCCACAGCUGCUAGCAUCGGCGCUGCGGGGAUCCCCCAGGCCGGUCUGGUUACCAUGGUGAUCGUCCUAACAUCAGUAGGGCUACCUCCAGAUGACAUCACGCUCAUUGUCGCCAUCGAUUGGAUCCUCGAUCGCUUUCGGACCAUGAUCAACGUUCUCGGCGAUGCGCUGGCGGCAGGAAUCAUCGCCCACCUCUGUCGUAAAGAUUUCCCCCUCAGUGGAACAGGAAAGCCCGUGCCGUCCUACGGUACGCAGAAUCCUCACGCUCACAAUAACUGCCACAGCGUGGACGUGCCGAUGACUGAGAUCCACACGCACAAGGACAGCAUGUACGACUCGAUGGGCGACUCGGCGAGCGAGAGGCACGCACACACCGUCUACUACAACAUCUGUCAGGUGUGAUCAGACUGCAUGCCGCACCGUGUCUACAGCAUGAAGGAUCUGAGAAGUCCGGUCAGAACUCACAGUGCCAUCUGGACCCCGAGGGUUAGGAAGAGACAUCCUUCUUCACAGGACGCCACGCCGAGCAGCUGCCCUCAGGUUCAAAGGUCACGCUGGUUUUAUUGGGCCAAACUUUGAUCGGAUAGAACAAAAUCGACACAAACUCGCUAGAAAAACAUAUUUGGAUAUACAGGAGCCAUUUCUGCAGCAGAGGAUUAUGGGUACAGGAUGCACUGUAGGUAGAUCGUUUGAUCUGAUUCUGAUCGGUGGAGGACGGAGCAACGCCUGCUCCGAGAAACGCCAUCUUUUCUGCCAGAAGUGAGGAAGUUUUGGGGGCAUUGGAUCGGACAUGUUGUGUGUUUUAUUUGCUCUUAAAUUGGAAAUUGGUUUUAAGAAUUCAGACUCCUGUCAAAGGCAGAAUCCCAGCGGGGGUGAGACCGGAAUAUCGGCUUCUUUUUGGGGCAAAAUCCAAUUUUGUUUCUGCAUGCAUCCAAGGACAUAAAGACAAAGCACCAAUGAGAUCAGCAUGUUGGGAACCAGCUGGAGAGCUCGGAGGACAACGGCUGCUCCCCUGUGUGGAUAAAACCUGGUCGAGGUUUGGACAUACUUCAUGAUUUCAUGGCAGAUUUUGUCAUGUUUUCUUCAUGUUUCCAGUUACU
Labrus mixtus (cuckoo wrasse) is the source of this 1574-nucleotide messenger RNA. RefSeq names its product excitatory amino acid transporter 5-like. The transcript is spliced from 5 exons. Gene Ontology annotation, molecular function: glutamate:sodium symporter activity; neutral L-amino acid transmembrane transporter activity; L-glutamate transmembrane transporter activity. The record is from RefSeq and is a predicted model, not a curated record. Bases 1 to 876 code for a protein of 291 amino acids. Gene Ontology annotation, biological process: L-glutamate transmembrane transport. NCBI's taxonomy places the organism in Eukaryota, Metazoa, Chordata, Actinopteri, Labriformes, Labridae. Gene Ontology annotation, cellular component: plasma membrane.